AUGCCGUCCACUAGACUUACUUACCGCCGACGGGCCCCGUACAACACCUCCAGCAACAAUGUCCGCGUGAUCAAGACUCCUGGCGGCCAGCUCCGAUACCUGCACAUCAAGAAGAAGGGCACCGCCCCCAAGUGCGGUGACUGCGGUACCAAGCUCCCUGGUAUUCCUGCCCUCCGCCCCCGCGAGUACGCCACCGUCUCCCGCCCCAAGAAGACCGUCCAGCGCGCCUACGGCGGUUCGCGAUGCGCCAGCUGCGUCCAGGACCGCAUCGUCCGCGCUUUCCUCAUCGAGGAGCAGAAGGUCGUCAAGAAGGUGCUCAAGGAAUCGCAGCAGAAGAAGCGUUAA
Molecule: messenger RNA, 345 nt
Organism: Didymosphaeria variabile
Lineage: Eukaryota; Fungi; Ascomycota; Dothideomycetes; Pleosporales; Didymosphaeriaceae
Gene: RPL34B
Product: 60S ribosomal protein L34B
Exons: 3
Coding region: 1-345 (114 amino acids)
Biological process (GO): translation
Cellular component (GO): ribosome
Molecular function (GO): structural constituent of ribosome
Source: RefSeq, a predicted model, not a curated record